Molecule: messenger RNA, 4141 nt
Organism: Apus apus (common swift)
Lineage: Eukaryota; Metazoa; Chordata; Aves; Apodiformes; Apodidae
Gene: VEGFA
Product: vascular endothelial growth factor A
Exons: 9
Coding region: 714-1505 (263 amino acids)
Biological process (GO): positive regulation of mast cell chemotaxis; vascular endothelial growth factor receptor signaling pathway; induction of positive chemotaxis
Cellular component (GO): membrane
Molecular function (GO): chemoattractant activity; vascular endothelial growth factor receptor 1 binding; heparin binding
Source: RefSeq, a predicted model, not a curated record
CAGUUUGGAUUUUUUUUUUUAAUUUAUAUUCUGAUUUUUAUUUUUUUUCAAGUGGUGGACAGAGAGAGGGAGAGAGAGACAGAGGCAGAGAGGGCAGGAGAAAAGCGCUCUGUUCGUCCCCUCCGCCACCACCACCCGGACUUGCGGAGAGGGGUCGGGCCGAGCGGCGGUGGGAUCAGCCUUUUCCCCCCGGGGAGGCGACCCCAUCUCGGGGAGCCGCCGGAGGCAGCCGCCGCGAAGAGGGGGUGCAGGAAAAGAGAUGCAUUGAAACUUUCCGCCCAAACUUUGGCGUGAGUGCGCGAAACCGAGCGAGCGCGGCGCGGGUGCUUGCCUGCCCCGGCGCGGGGAGAGCGGCGGCGGCGGCGGACGGACGGGCGGGCGCCGCUGUGGAGCUCGGACUGCCCGGCGGCGGGGGCCGGGCGGCGGCGGGGCAGCCGCGGAGCCUGCGCUCGGCCCGGCGGAGCGCCCACCGAAAGCAGCAGCAGCAGCAGCCGGGGCCGGCGGAGAGCCGGGCUUAUGGAGGGGUGAAACCGGAGACCCCGAAGAGGAACCCCCUUUCUCCCGGAGCUCCUCGCAGCGCCCGGCCGGCGGCACCCCAGGAGGCGGCGGCGGGCACGGAGGAGGCGCGGGCAAGAGCGCGGCGGGGCGGCGGCGGCGGGGCGGCGGCGAGGCAGAGAGCGGCGGGCCCCGCUCCGCGGCGUGCGCCGGCAACCAUGAACUUUCUGCUCACUUGGAUCCACUGGGGGCUGGCGGCGCUGCUCUAUCUGCAGAGCGCGGAGUUGUCGAAGGCUGCUCCUGCCCUGGGGGAUGGGGAGCGGAAACCCAACGAAGUUAUCAAAUUCCUGGAAGUCUAUGAGCGCAGCUUCUGCAGGACAAUUGAGACCCUGGUGGACAUUUUCCAGGAGUACCCUGAUGAGGUGGAGUACAUAUUCAAGCCAUCCUGUGUGCCUCUGAUGAGAUGUGCGGGUUGCUGCGGCGAUGAGGGCCUAGAAUGUGUCCCUGUGGAUGUGUACAACGUCACAAUGGAGAUCAUGAGAAUUAAACCCCUUCAGAGUCAGCACAUAGCGCACAUGAGCUUCUUACAGCACAGUAAAUGUGACUGCAGACCAAAGAAAGAUGUCAAAAACAAACAAGAAAAGUGGGCACAGAAACCCAGAUCUGACGGUCCUUCCUUCACACCCCAGACCUGGAGCUUGCAUGACCCAUGGCAGUCAUUCCUAAUGCUUUACCCUGAGUCAGGGAAGUCCCAUCGUUUGUGUCCUACCAGAAUGGAUUCAAGAAAAUCAAAGCGAGGAAAGGGGAAGGGUCAAAAGAGAAAGCGCAAGAAAGGCCGGUACAAACCACUCAGCUUUCACUGUGAGCCUUGCUCAGAGAGGAGAAAGCACUUGUUUGUACAAGAUCCCCAGACCUGUAAAUGUUCCUGCAAAUUCACAGACUCACGUUGCAAGUCGAGGCAGCUUGAGUUAAACGAGCGCACUUGCAGAUGUGAAAAACCGAGACGGUGAGCAGCGGAAAAGAAGGGGGAACAGCCCUGUUUCUGGAGCCUGAUUUCUCGCCUGGACAGAAAAAAAAAAGACAAAACAAAACACUAAUCCAAAUGAACCCUAAAAAUGAAGGAUCGGUAGAGCACAGCACUUUCAGUACGGACGAUGGACUCCGGAAGGAACAUUCCCCAAGGCACCCGCCGCACAGAAUUCACCUUUUGGUUUUGAACUGUUUUAUUUUAUUUUUCUUUUCAUGCUGCUAAAUAACAGAGCCAGGAAGACUAUAGGGGUGUAUUUGAUGGGUUUUCCCAUGCAUACAUAUAUAUGUGUGUAUACAUGCAUAUACAUAUAUAUAUAUGUAUAUAUAUUUUAACCACAUCUAUAUAUACAUAUAUGUAUAUCUUAACCACACACACACACAUAUAUAUAUAAUAUAUAUAUACUGAUUAUUUUUUUUAACAUUGCUAAUGUUAUUGGUGUCUUCACUGGAUAAUACUCGACUGCUGUGGACACAAGCGGGCUACUUGGGGCAUAAGAAACAAGCUAAGACUGGACUUGAGUAGAAGCGCUGGGUGUAAACUUCUUAACUCUAACUGACUUGUGUGGCCUCCGCUGUUUGUAGAGUGUGCUGUACCACAGACCACCUUCUCCUUGCCUGGGACAGGGAGGAGAGGUGAUGGAGAGGAUGGGCAGGGAGUUCCAAAGAGUGGCAUCCUAGGGUGUGAUGGGUCAAAGGCCAAGGAAAUGGCCAUCUGCGUGAUCAAGGAUUCCUCCUCCCCUCUCUUCCCCCAACCUUCGCCCUUACUCGUCUCAUAACCUGCCUGCCUUGCUGGGACAUGGGAUGUCAGUGUACAUUUUGCGUUGACUUUAUUCACUAUAGAAACUUUGCCAGAGAGACAUGCUGGCUUCUCUUAAGGAUGGUGGGCAGCUGAUGCGCACUAACUUUCCAUUCAAGGAAGUAUCACAGGAGUCUAGAUUUCCUGCCCUUGGUGGCUGCAAAAGGACACGAGGCCUACAGUGUGCUGAAGCAAGAAUGGGGACCGGUGCAUAGCCACACAGUUGUUCAGCACUGCCUGCUUUCUUCAUGCACAGAGCUGCCACUCAAGAGCAUCCAAGAUGCUUACGGAACAUUUCUGGAAAGGGAUAUUAAUCAAAAGUAUAUACACAGUAGGGGGUGUGUGUGUGUGUAUGUGAGUGUGUGCAUUUGUGUCUGUGUGUAUGUGUGUUUGUGUUUUUAUCUCUUUUUUAUAUAUAUAUAUUUAUUUUUAUACAUAUAUAUAUAUAAAAAAAAUAAUAUAUAUGUAUGCCAAGAUUGACGGAGGGAAAAAGAAAGCAACUUCUGCUGCCUUCAGUUUGCAUAUGCAGUGUGAAUGACCCUUCAGAACGUCCAGUUUUGUUGUUUUUUUUAACGACAUACUGUAAAUACCAGCCCCCUUUUCCACAUCUCGGGCUGGGGAGUCAAAUGUGAAGGCAGCCGGAAUCCCUGAGCCGUGUCUGAGAAUCUUGGCUAUGUGUGUAUCUGCAAAAUACACUGUGGUGUAUGUGAAACCCACCUUACACACGCGCGCACACACACGCCCCCCUGAAAGCGUGUUUGUACAUCUAUGUGGAUAUAUAUAAUCUAGUUCUGUGAUUAAAAUUAUUAUUAAUAAUAAUAAUAAUCAAAAAGGUACUCGGUCUGUGUCAGAAUGCUGCCAAACAUCAUCUGCAAUUGAAUUUUCAACGCCUGAUAAUGUACAACACGGAAAGCUUCCAAAAAGACAAGACAGUCUAAAAACAGACUCUCAACAAGCGACUACUAACCACUAGGAACUCCCCAUCCGACUGAUGGCUUUCAGAAGGAGGAAAAACACAGGGGUGGGUGCUUGCAUCUGCAAUGUAUGAUACUCAUGCUGCAUCGUGCGCAAGACAGAGGCUUCCGAUGGGGGGGGGAGGGAAGAGAAAGUGUUUUAUAUACUUAUUUAAUAUCCCUUUUUAAAUUAGAAAUUAAACAGAUAAUUUAAUUAAAGAGUAGGGAUUUUUCAGUAUUCUUUGUUAAUAUUUAAUUUCAACUAUUUAUAAGCCGUACCUCCUUUUUUUUCUUUUUUUUUUUUUUUUUCUUUUUUUUUUUGUACUGGUUGUGUAUAAGUUUAACCUCCCUGUUGUCCCAUCCCAUCUCUCCCCAAUUGUUGGCAGAGUCAGUAGCAUGUUAUGGGCAGUUAUUUAAUUAAUUUCUCUAACACCUACCCCUACACAUUCCUAUUGAGACAAGGGUUAGAUAUACAUCUACAUACUAUAUAUAUAUUUGGCUAUGUGUUUGUAUAUAUAUAUAUAUAUGUUUAUGUAUAUGUGUGAUUCGGAUAAAAUAGACGCUACGAUUUUUUUAUAUAUGUAAAAAGAAGAAACAGGAAAAAUAGAAAAUUCUACAUCUUGAAUCUCUCUCCUUUUUAAUUUUAAUAUUUGUUAUCAUUUUAUUUAUUGGUGCUACUGUUUAUCUGUAAUAAUUGCGGGGAAAAAAGAUAUUAACACUACAUAUUGUGUCUAGUGAAUUUUUUCAAGAUAUUCCUUAGUACAUAUUUAUUUUUAAACAAAGAAAUUACAGAUAUAUCUUAAAAAAACGACGACGACGACGAGAAACAAACUUUUUUUUGUAUUAAAGAAUUUAAUUCUGACCUUGA